Molecule: messenger RNA, 892 nt
Organism: Elgaria multicarinata webbii
Lineage: Eukaryota; Metazoa; Chordata; Lepidosauria; Squamata; Anguidae
Gene: CLRN2
Product: clarin 2
Exons: 3
Coding region: 159-857 (232 amino acids)
Source: RefSeq, a predicted model, not a curated record
CAUUGCAGGAAAUCUACCUUUGGAGUUGAUUUUCUAUUCUAACCUGUGGAUUGGAAAAUAUGUCAUGUAAAAGGAUGUUUUUGAAACAACUGCCAUUGCCUGGGAAAGAUCCAACGUUUAUUAUUACUGCUGAAAGAUGACUUCUUCAAGCCAUUAGAAUGCCUGGCUGCUUCAAACAGACCUUAUUUGCUUUCGUUGCUGUAUUGAGCUUUGCAUCAUUUAUCUUGAUCGUUGUCGGAAUGGGCACACAGAAAUGGAUGACUGGCAGAAUCCUUUGCAAGACAGGAGCUGAGCUAGUCAAUGCCACAGACCCAGAGCUCGUCAAAUUCAUGGGGGAAAUUUACUAUGGACUCUUUGGAGGUGGCAAAAUGCGCCAGUGUGGGUUAGGCGGCCGGCGAUCCAGAUUCAGAAUAUUUCCACAUCUGGUGAAAAAGUUGAACACAGGUCUCCAUGUGGUGAUUAUCCUCUUCCUUUGUGUGGCAUUUUCGUUUGCCCUUAUCAGUUUGGGAUUUUGCAUCUUAAACAUAAUGAAAGUUCCCUAUCGGGCUAUUAAAGGCCCGGCAGGAAUAGCCCUGUGGAACAUACUUGCAGGUGGUUUUGCAGUGCUAGCAGUUACCUGCUUUAUGGCUGCGGUCAAACUGCAUCAUCUUACGGAAAGGAUUGCCAAUUUCCGGGAACAUAUCUUCCAGUUUGUCAUCUUGGAAGAACAGUACCAAUACUCUUUUUGGCUUUGUGUAGCAGGCGCAACGGUUCAUGGUGUGAAUUUGUUCAUCGUUGCCAUCAGCGUGAUUCACUUCCCUACACUGAAGACUAAGACGGAAGAAGCAAACGUCGCAGCAGAAGAUAUAAUGUACUAAACACUUAACUGUCUGGGUUUGGCACUUGGCCAGUG